Pygocentrus nattereri (red-bellied piranha) is the source of this 1189-nucleotide messenger RNA. It is a transcript of the gene arpp19b, whose product is annotated as cAMP-regulated phosphoprotein 19b. The record is from RefSeq and is a predicted model, not a curated record. NCBI's taxonomy places the organism in Eukaryota, Metazoa, Chordata, Actinopteri, Characiformes, Serrasalmidae. Gene Ontology annotation, molecular function: protein phosphatase inhibitor activity. Bases 139 to 495 code for a protein of 118 amino acids. Gene Ontology annotation, cellular component: cytoplasm. The transcript is spliced from 3 exons.
CUCGGUCCAAAAAGUUCAUUUCCAUCCGCCACCGCUAGCAGAACAGCGGCUUUGUGGAGGAGCUUCUGGAGACAGACGAGCGGUGUGACGCUGCCGUGGUGAAGUAAGGCGAGACUGUUCUUCACACUAGUUAUCUUGAUGUCUACCGAGGCUGAGCCGACGCACCAGGCCGUGGAGGAGGCGAGCACGGAGGAGCAGCAGGAGAUGGAUGACACGGUUGUGAGUCCUGAGAAAGCAGAGGAAGCCAAACUGAAGGCUCGAUACCCGCAUCUGAGGACUAAGCCUGGUGGCUCAGACCUCCUGAGGAAGAGGCUUCAAAAAGGGCAAAAGUAUUUUGACUCUGGAGAUUACAAUAUGGCCAAAGCCAAGAUGAAGAAUAAACAGCUCCCCACAGCCACUGCAGAGAAAACGGAGAUCACUGGAGACCACAUCCCCACUCCUCAGGAUCUGCCCCAAAGGAAGCCCUCGCUGGUGGCCAGCAAACUGGCCGUCUGAUAUGAACUCUGUGGAGACUCUGUCCUCUUUCCAUUCCUGGUGUCUUGAUCUCCCUUUACCUCCAUUUUUCUGUGUUUUUUUCCUGUCACCCUUUUUACCUUCCUAUUGCCUGUUUGAUUGCUCUGAAGAAAAUGCAUUUUGAUAAAGGAAAAAAAGGACACUUGUUUGUUUGCUGCUGGGUGCUCCUUUACCUGUUCAUCUGUGGAAAUGAGGUUUUGGCUGUAGAUUUAGUUCCAGAGUCUACUCCCAGGUUUGAACAUACUGUAAGCUGACUGAAGCAAGUUAACAUUUUUAGGGUUUUACAUUUUUAUGCACUCAUUCUCAUGCAGUGGUUCAUGUACAUUAUGUUGUUUGAUUGAAAGACUUGAGCGGACUUUGAACAGUAACCAUGUCCCUCUCAUUUGUCAAAACUAUGUCUUGUGAGACGCAGAGGUUUUUUGAGGUGUGUUGCUUGCCUCCUGCCUGUGACUUAAUGGUAUCUGCCACAGUUUCUCUUGGGCAAUAUUUGCCCACUCUGAGAGGGGAGCCGUUUGAGGCUCCAGAGCUUGACAUACUAUGUCUCUGAUGUCUCUUUUCUUCAUCGUUUAGGUCGUCUGCAGGGGGCAGCUCGCUCACAUAAUAUCCAAACUGUGCACAAGCAAUUACUGUCACGGCUGUGCCAUUUGUUUUGUAAAUAAAAUAGUUUUGCACAAUA